CAUCCCUGAGUGGAGACCAUGUCGUUUUUAUUCAUAUUUUUGUAUUUUCUUUGCGGCUAUAGCCAUUGGGUUGUGGCACACUAUGACACACCGAUUCAGACGUUUGUAAUUCCUCAUAGUCACAUGGACGUUGGCUGGGUUUAUACAGUUCAGGAAAGCAUGCAUGCUUAUGCUGCCAAUGUGUAUACCAGUGUGACGGAGGAGCUGUCGAAGGCCAAGGACCGCAGAUUCAUAGCUGUGGAGCAGGAGUUCUUCCGACUCUGGUGGAAUUAUGUAGCCACCGAGUCUCACAAGAAACAAGUAAGGCAGCUCAUCAAAGAAAGCCGCCUUGAGUUUAUCAUUGGUGGCCAAGUGAUGCAUGAUGAAGCAGUAACGGAUCUGGAGGAUGAAAUAUUGCAACUAACAGAAGGCCAUGGGUUUCUUUAUCAGACGUUUGGGGUGCGUCCUCAGUUUUCAUGGCACGUGGACCCAUUUGGAGCAUCUGCCACGACGCCUGUCCUGUUUGCUUUAGCUGGAUUCAAUGCUCAUCUCAUCUCCCGUAUCGACUACGACCUAAAAGACUUCAUGCAGAAACAUAAGCAAUUGGAGUUUGUAUGGCAGGGGUCCCCAACACUCAAAAAGAAGCAGGAGAUCUUCACUCACAUCAUGGACCAGUUCAGCUACUGCACUCCCUCUUAUCUGCCCUUCUCCAACAGCUCUGGCUUCUACUGGAAUGGCGUUGCCUUGUUUCCAGAUCCACCUAAAGAUGGAGUGUAUCCCAACAUGAGCCUGCCGGUCACCAAGGAGACGGUUCAUGCGUAUGCUAAGACUAUGGUGGCCAAUAUCAAGCAGAGGGCGGCAUGGUUUCGGACUAACCAUGUGCUUUGGCCAUGGGGUUGCGACAAACAGUUCUACAACUCCUCAGUGCAGUUCAGCAACAUGGACCCUUUAAUGAAGUACAUCAAUCAAAAUAGCAAAGAUUUUGGUCUGACUGUGCAGUAUGCAACACUCAGUGAGUACUUCAAGGCUGUCCAUCAGUCAGAUCUGGUCUGGGACGUCCGUGGCAGUGGAGAUUUCCUGCCCUACUCCACCGAACCGUAUCAGGCCUGGACCGGGUUCUACGCUUCCAGAAACACCCUGAAGGGGGUAGCACGUCGGGCCAGUGCCCGGCUGCAUGCAGCGGAGACUCUUUUCACACUCUACAGGAUCAGUUUCCCUGACGGACCUGUAGCGAAGGAGUGGGCCUUGGACAAGCUGAGAGCUCUGCGGUGGGCUGUGGCUGAGGUCCAGCAUCACGAUGGCAUCACCGGCACAGAGUCCCCUAAAGUGGCAGACAUGUACAUGCAGCACCUGUCGCAGGCCAUGAUGGAGGUGGAGGAGCUGCUGGCUGCUCUCUUUCUGCUGCCCCACAAGCAUCCAAACCCUGCUCCCCUCAGCUCAACCUCCGAACAAGAUGGUCCUAAAACUUUGGAGCAACACGUCAUUGUCUACAAUCCAUUGGCGUGGAACAUCACAACUGUCAUCAACAUCACUGUUGGGUUUCCAGUUGCUGCCGUUUUUGAAGACGGCAGACUACCUGUACCUUCCCAGAUUCAGAGGUCAGUGUUGUCAAAUGUGACCUAUGACCUUUUCUUCGUGGCUGACCUGGGUGGUCUUCAGCAGAAGAAGUACACCGUUCAGUUUUCAGGGAGUCCCUGCGCACAGGAGUCCAUGUGCCGCCCCACCUUCGUAGCCCAAGGAGUCAUUUUUGAAAGACGGAAUGUCAAAGAAUGGAACAGACCUGGGCGGAGGCUCCUCCCAGUUCACAACGACUAUUACAAGCUAAUGUUUGACCAAGACUCCAACUUACUCCACAGCAUCACUUAUUUACCAGAAAAAAGAAGAGUGCGAAUGAGGCAGGAUUUCUGGGAGUACCGGGCAAACGGGGAUGUGAAAGCAGGGCCGAUCUCUGAUAACUACAUCUUUAGCUCCAAUGUGUCCGCAGUGCGAGCCUAUGAGGCCGUGGAGAUGGAGGUUUUCCCAGGGAAGAUUGUGACUGAAAUUCGCCAGUACUUCUACAGAGAGGAAGCGGACAAGGAUCCGGCUUUCUCCAUCAUCACACGCGUGCCAGGAUUCUGUGGAAGGGAAGCGGCGUGUCAUCGACUAGAGCAGAGCUACUCACUGGGCCCACUCAAGCUCAACACAGAGGUCAUCCUGCUGACCAGCACCUCACUGGGGAACAACAGGACGCUCUACACCGAUGACAACGGCUAUCAAAUGAUGAAGAGGAAGUACAGGAAGUUUGCUAACAACACCUUGGCAAGGAACUACUAUCCCAUGACCCGAGCGGCCUUCAUAGAGGAUGACCUCAGCAGAGUGGUUCUGCUCAGCGACCGAGCUCAUGGAGUUUCCAGCCAAGCCGACGGACAGCUGGAGGUCAUGCUCCACCGCCGUCUGUGGAACAACUUGCCCUGGAAUCUCGGCUACAACCUGACGCUGAACGACAGCUCUGUGGUUCUGCCCACACUGUGGCUGAUGGUCGGAUCGAAAACCACCAUGUCCAAGCUUCAUCAAAGGGAGGCGGUAAAGCUGCAGCACAGACCUGUGGUCAUGGUUAUUGACCAACCAAAGAUGAAGAAGCUGUCAACACCUGUAACCUCAGUGGUCCUGCCACAGAACCUCCACCUGCUCAGCCUCAGUGUGCCCGGAUGGAACUACAGCUCUAACCACAGCGAUCACCUGAACAACAUUCACUGGGGUGAGGGUGUGACACCAGAGUCGGACUACAACAGAGUCCUCUUGAGGAUCAUACAUCUCUAUGAGGAAGGAGAGGAUGCUGAGUUGUCAAAGCCUGUCACUAUAAACCUGAAGGAUGUGCUGGCAGGACUAGGAGACGUGAGAAUGUUUGAGGAACGCUCUCUAACGGGAAUCUGGGAUGUUGGCAGUCUGCAGAGGUGGAAGUGGAAGACUGCAUAUGAAGGAGAAAGGACUGAGAAACACUCUGAAAGCCAAGUCUCAGGAGAGAAAAGAGAUUCAAGUUUCAGUGUGACUAUCUCCCCCAAAGAAAUCAGGACCUUCUUUGUUUAUUUCAACACUGCAGUGCAAUAGCGCUGUAUUUCUAUGAAGAUUGAUGAAGGAAAUCCUUCACUUCUUUUGCUAUGCUGUUAUUCAAGCUGAUUUUGCACUAGAGACUGUGAUUCCUCUCAAACCACACGCUCACCCUUCUAGGCCUCUUUGUCUGAACUGAAUAAAAUGAGUGUUUUCGUGAGAAUUUCUGGCUGCAUUCUCUGGCUGAUGAUCGGAACUGUUUUAAAAAAUAGUUUGUGUGUCUGGAGCACUUCAUCCUACCAUGAAAGGCAACGUUUUCAGCCACAGUGCCUGUGCAAAAUGAUGACCAUACUUGACAGAGAUUACUGCUAAAAUUGUAGA
Molecule: messenger RNA, 3387 nt
Organism: Synchiropus splendidus (mandarinfish)
Lineage: Eukaryota; Metazoa; Chordata; Actinopteri; Syngnathiformes; Callionymidae
Gene: man2b2
Product: mannosidase, alpha, class 2B, member 2
Exons: 19
Coding region: 19-3066 (1015 amino acids)
Biological process (GO): mannose metabolic process
Cellular component (GO): lysosome
Molecular function (GO): alpha-mannosidase activity; carbohydrate binding
Source: RefSeq, a predicted model, not a curated record